Recurvomyces mirabilis is the source of this 1647-nucleotide messenger RNA. RefSeq lists its product as uncharacterized. Gene Ontology annotation, molecular function: zinc ion binding; DNA-binding transcription factor activity, RNA polymerase II-specific; transcription cis-regulatory region binding. The record is from RefSeq and is a predicted model, not a curated record. The transcript has 2 exons. Lineage: Eukaryota; Fungi; Ascomycota; Dothideomycetes; Mycosphaerellales; Teratosphaeriaceae. Gene Ontology annotation, biological process: positive regulation of transcription by RNA polymerase II. Gene Ontology annotation, cellular component: nucleus. The coding region runs from base 1 to 1647 and encodes 548 amino acids.
AUGGACGCGGCGACCCCGGAUCCUGCCGCACUUAUACGCAGACGAAGCACACUGUCGAGUUCUACAUACUCCACUGCCUCGAGCUCGUCGCCAGAUGCAACCAACGAUGUAGUCAUUACGCCUGACAGCGAGGACGAUGCGGAAACGCCUGUAGUCCCGAAGAUUGAAGAGCGUGACGAGGAUGGACCGGACGAAGUGCAGGAUGCUAAGCCUUCAACAGUCGUGGAUGCCAACGGCGUGCCGGUUCCGCGAAAGCGUGGUCGACCACGAAAGCAUCCGUUAGUUGAACAGAAGAAAGCGUCACAUAUUCGAUCGAAGACAGGGUGUGGUACAUGCCGCAGACGUAAGAAGAAGUGCGAUGAGACGAAACCAUCAUGUACAAAUUGUGAGAAGAAUAAUGUGGUCUGUGAUGGUUAUGAACCCAGGCAACAUUGGCGUAGCGGGAAGUCCAAGUCACUCACGAUACGAAGCGGCAUACCUACGGAGUUACCAAUGCUGGUCGAAGGCGUUGAUGGUACGAUCGAUCAAAUGUUCUUUCAUUAUUUCACGGCACAACUUGGCAAAGUCCUGUCGCUCACGGAUCAUCAUAAUCCAUGGCUGGAGAUUAUCGUUCCAAUGGCGAUGGGUCAUGCAGGUCUAAUGCACAGCGUGCUCUACCUCUCAGGCAGCUGCCUAAUAGCGAACGAGCCAUCGCCAAAGACGGAAUGGGAGGAGCGACAGGAGCAUCACAGCAGUAGAGCAAUGCGACUACUGCAGGACGAUCUGACACAGACGACUGAGCCCGAAGGCAAGGGCAUGGCCAACAUCGGCGAUCCAUCGAUUGCACAGACAUUGGUCCUCUGCUUACAGACUGUUUGUGCGGGCGACCUUAAUGGCACGUAUCGAUUCCACCUCAAUGCGAUGAAGGAAAUGUUGACGUUUCGUGCGUCGACUUUUCCAAACGAACAGCUACGACAGUUUAUUCUUGAAUUUCUGCUAUACCACGAUUAUAGCAGUGCGAUCACGAGUCAGAACAAUCCGCUAGAUCAGCGCAGUAUCGAUCUAAUGGAGGGUUUCAAGCUGCCGGAAUUUAUGAUUCAGCCACAGGCGGGCACGCUACUUGGUGUGAUGGAUGGUUUGUUUGGCUUCAUCAGUCGCAUCAGAAAACUGCGAGACCAGGUGCGUGUACGAAGAGCACGAGGAACAGGCCACUGGUGGGACGUGGAUAUCAUCGACGACGCGUUUGCGAUCGACGAUGCUCUACGAAGCUGGCAGUGUGUGCAUACGCCUGAUAGUGCAAGACAGUGCACCUGGAUAUAUCUACAACGGACGAUUCAACCUUCGCAGCCGAGUGCCAUGUUCAAGCACGCCGUGGACCAAGGUCUUGAGUACCUUCGCGCAUUACCACAAACGGCCGACGGCUCAACGCAAUCGAUCCUCCUCAUGCCACUCUUCCUCCUCGGCUGCGCAGCCUUCGAGCCCGCACAACGACCCGAGAUCAGCGAAGCGUUUCAACGACUGCAGAACUGGUCGAGUUUGGGAAAUAUACGGUAUGCGAGGCAGAUUGUGGAGGAGGUCUGGCAGAUGAUGGAUGAAGGUCGGGAGGCCGAGACUUGGGAUUGGGAGACGAUUAUUGCUAAGCAUGGGUGGGACUUUCUCAUUACUUAA